Athalia rosae (coleseed sawfly) is the source of this 994-nucleotide messenger RNA. It is a transcript of the gene RpS4, whose product is annotated as 40S ribosomal protein S4. NCBI's taxonomy places the organism in Eukaryota, Metazoa, Arthropoda, Insecta, Hymenoptera, Athaliidae. Gene Ontology annotation, cellular component: cytosolic small ribosomal subunit; ribosome. Bases 10 to 945 code for a protein of 311 amino acids. Gene Ontology annotation, molecular function: structural constituent of ribosome; RNA binding. The transcript has 7 exons. Gene Ontology annotation, biological process: translation. The record is from RefSeq and is a predicted model, not a curated record.
UGACCUUAUAUGGAAAUGGGGAAAAAUGCGGGCUACCUCGUGAGAUCUACAACAAAGAGAGCAACCGUCAUCUUGCGGACGUCAUCAGCAAUUCGUUUUUGGGCCUCCACUGGCUGCUCCCUAGUCUAUGUUCUCUUUUCCGUUCACAAAUCCAAGAUGGCUCGCGGACCCAAAAAGCACUUGAAGCGUCUCAACGCGCCAAAAGCAUGGAUGUUGGACAAGCUCGGAGGUGUCUACGCACCUCGUCCAUCGACUGGACCCCACAAGCUUCGCGAGUCUCUCCCCCUUGUCAUCUUCCUCCGUAACAGACUGAAGUAUGCCUUGACUAACUGUGAAGUAAAGAAAAUUGUCAUGCAACGACUUAUCAAAGUUGAUGGCAAGGUUCGCACUGAUCCUAACUAUCCAUCUGGUUUCAUGGAUGUUGUUACCAUUGAAAAGACGGGCGAAUUUUUCCGCUUGAUCUACGACGUCAAGGGACGUUUCACAAUUCACAGAAUUUCUGCUGAAGAAGCUAAGUAUAAGCUUUGCAAGGUCAAGCGAGUACAGACCGGUCCCAAGGGAAUUCCAUUCCUGGUAACCCAUGACGGCAGAACCAUCCGUUACCCAGAUCCUUUGAUUAAGGUCAAUGACACCAUCCAGUUGGAUAUCGCUACCAGCAAGAUCAUCGAUUCUAUUCGUUUUGACUCUGGUAACUUGUGCAUGAUCACUGGAGGAAGAAAUUUGGGACGUGUCGGCAGUGUUGUGAGUCGUGAGCGUCAUCCUGGAUCUUUUGACAUCUGUCACAUCAAGGAUUCUCAAGGCCACACCUUUGCCACCAGGCUCAACAACGUUUUUAUCAUUGGCAAAGGAUCCAAGGCAUACGUCAGUUUGCCAAGAGGCAAGGGUGUCAAGUUGUCCAUUGCCGAAGAACGUGACAAGAGGUUGGCUGCCAAGGGAGGAAACUAAUGUAAAUUUUCAAACAAAAUACCAAUAAACUGAGUUGUUCUUGGUGAAA